AUGGAUGAUGACAAAACGGAGUCGCCCAAGGUUGAGACGACAGAGGCAAACGGGCCUGAAACUACUGCGGAGGGGAAGACACCAAAAAAGGAGGGUGAUCAGGUUGGAGAAAUCGAAGAUACCAAACAAAUACCUGAAGAAACUCCUCCUUCUGAGAUCCAAUAUACUCUUGAAAGAGCUUCUGAAGAACUGUAUAAGUUUCUCUUUAAGUUACCUACAAAAAAUGAUGAUGAGAAUAACAAAGCCUCGCCGGAGAUCCCGGAGACUGUUAUUGUGGAAUUCUUGGAUCAUUUCGAGGAGCAACUUACCUGGCAUGAUUCGGCAAUUGAAGGGAAAGGGAAAGGUUCUCAUGUUCUUGAAGAUGAUACGUUGCUUCUGCAAGUUGUGGAUAGGGUUUCGAAGCUGGCGGCGUCCAUUGGUGAGCUGAAAUCGGACGCUGAUAAAAAACAAUGCGUUUUGACGAACCGAAUCGGUGCGAUUAAACAUAGUGUAAUGUGUCUCUUAGAGGAUGAAUUCAGAUCAAUUCUUGAAUACGUUCUUGAUCCAUCAUAUCCAAAAACUAAAACAAAAGAUGCCAAAGGAAAGCAAGAAGAACCAGAAUCUGCUGAAUCCGCUCCCGCUGAGGAUAAUGAUUCCACAAAUUAUUCAGGAUAUACACCAGAAAUGCUUUCUAGCUUGACUAAAAUCGCCGGCGAAAUGAUAUCGGGCGGCUAUGAAUCCGAAUGCGUCGAGAUUUUCAUGAUUUCAAGAAGAAUCGCGUUUGAAGAUAACUUGAAUCAUAUAGGUUUUCAGAAGUUCAGCAUCGAUGAUGCGCACAAGAUGAGUUGGGAAAACUUAGAGGGAGAAAUCACCACGUGGAUCUCCACCUUCUUGGAAUGUGCCACGGUGUACUUCCCCUGUGAGAAAAAGCUGGCUGAUGUCGUAUUCACGGACUACCCGAUGAUCUCGUCCAGCGUGUUCAGCAACUUUACACGCGGCGCGAUGCUUCAGUUUCUCUAUUUUGCUGAAGCUGUUGCAAUCACCAAACAGUCGUCGGAAAAAUUGUUUAAGAUUCUCGAUAUGUAUGAAGCUCUGCGGGAUAAAACGGCUGCGUUGGAGAAUCUGUAUCCGCGUGAAUGGUUGAACGAGAUCAAGACGGAGACGGCCACCGCUAGAACGAGGCUUGGAGAGGCCGCAAUUGGAGUUUUUUGUGAUCUCGAGAAUUCGAUAAAAUCCGAUACAGGGAAGACGCCGGUGCCCGGUGGCGCCGUUCACCCUUUGACUAGCUACACAAUGAAUUAUUUGAAGUAUGCGUGUGAGUAUAAAAACACCUUAGAGCAAAUUUUUAGGGAGCAUGGGAAGAUUGAGAGAUCCGAUUCGAGUAUAAGAACGGAUUUUGAAGCUAGCGAGGUAGAUCAGAAUUUAAGAAACAACAAUAAUAGUAACAGUAAUAGCAAUAAUAAUGAAGAAAACAAUCCGUCUCCGUUUUCGAAUCAACUGGUGAGAGUGAUGGAUAUGUUGGACGCCAAUCUGGAGGGGAGAUCAAAGUUAUAUAACAACGUACCAUUAAGCAGCAUUUUCAUGAUGAACAACGGACGAUACAUUUUGCAGAAGAUCAAAGGGUCAACGGAGAUGCAUGAGGCGAUGGGGAACACGUGGUGCCGCAAGAAGUCAUCCGAUUUAAGAAAUUAUCACAAGAUUUAUCAGAGGGAGACGUGGGGUAGGCUUUUAGGUUGUUUAAGGCUUGAAGGAUUGAUGAUAAAAGGGAAGGUGGCGAAGCCGGUGUUGAAAGAGAGGUUUAAGAACUUCAACGCAAUGUUUGAAGAAAUUCACCGGAUUCAGACCUCGUGGGUGGUCAAAGACGAACAGCUUCAGUCGGAGCUUAGGGUUUCGAUAUCGGCACUCGUUAUUCCUGCUUACAGAUCAUUUGUAGGAAGGUUUUCACAGUACCUGGAUCCAGGAAGGCAAACGGAGAAAUAUAUCAAGUUUCAACCAGAAGACAUAGAGAAUUAUAUUGACGAGUUAUUUGAUGGUGGUAAGAAGAAACCAUAAUUUCACUAUGUAUGGAAGAUAAAACAAAACCACGAGCCCCAGAAAUGAUGACGGAGAAGAAGAAAAAUUAAUUAAG
Molecule: messenger RNA, 2107 nt
Organism: Mangifera indica (mango)
Lineage: Eukaryota; Viridiplantae; Streptophyta; Magnoliopsida; Sapindales; Anacardiaceae
Product: exocyst complex component EXO70B1-like
Exons: 1
Coding region: 1-2031 (676 amino acids)
Biological process (GO): exocytosis
Cellular component (GO): exocyst
Molecular function (GO): phosphatidylinositol-4,5-bisphosphate binding
Source: RefSeq, a predicted model, not a curated record